Molecule: messenger RNA, 2264 nt
Organism: Folsomia candida
Lineage: Eukaryota; Metazoa; Arthropoda; Collembola; Entomobryomorpha; Isotomidae
Product: venom metalloproteinase antarease-like TtrivMP_A
Exons: 10
Coding region: 548-2170 (540 amino acids)
Biological process (GO): proteolysis
Cellular component (GO): extracellular region
Molecular function (GO): metalloendopeptidase activity; chitin binding
Source: RefSeq, a predicted model, not a curated record
AAUCUGUACAAUACGGCACGUUCAAAUUAAAGCUUAGACGAUCACUGAUGACACCCACACCUGGAUUAGAGGCAGGUGUAAUUUAAAAAUAACUCGUCACAUUUUUCCUCAAUCUAACAUUUCAACCCGGCUCUUUUACAUAUCCAUAUCACAAUGGAUUUAAAAUUGAGAAACUCUUCCUUGCAAAAUUUUUACAACUAAUUUCUCAGAAUUCUUCCAUAUCAAACACAACAAAAUGUUUUGUCGAAUCUGUUGCAACAAACAAAUAAACGCGUAUUUAUAUCUCCACAAUCUUAAUCCGGCCAUAAAUUCGGGCAAUUUUAACCCUUUAAGUUGUAAACCACAUCGCGAGACAAUGGCACAUACUCUCACGGCCAUCCGCAAUCAUACUUUUGGUCGCCCAGUCUUAAAUCACGGCUAAAUUACAAAGUUUUGCUUAAUUGGGUGAUAUAUAAACGUGUCGAAAUAAAGCUGAAUAUAAACCCGUGUCCGAGACGAAGUUUUGGUACAGUUCCCUAAUUCCGAGAGAAAUUAUCCUCCUCCCAAAAUGGUAAUGUUUUUCGUAAAUUUCCUAAUAUUUUCGUCCCUAACUGCUGGGAUUCUCGCAAUCUCGGCCAAAGUGGACCUCUCCCAAGUUUCGGACGGGUACAGGGGACAGAUCCAUGUCGAAAAUGGGGAUAGCGUUCAGCUUAAUUUGAAAAAAUCGAUUGCCCCCGUGUUCCACCCCAAUUUCAAAAUUACCUCGAUUUCUGGGAACAUUCAGACCGAUGUGACCCCACCCGUCGAGGUUUUGGAGGGGAUAGAAAAUUCCAUAUUUGAAGAUCCCGAGAAUGGAGCAGUUCUGAGAGUGGGGCAGGAUGGGACUGAGCUGCACGGAAUUGUGGGCAACAUGAGAAUAAAGAAGGUCGACGGGGCCCAUGAAAUUUCGCACGUUACCGACCACGUCGACAAAGGCGGGAAGACCGACUACCGAAAUAUUCCUGGCGACACACAGGACUGGCUUCAACCAAAUUUCACCAGGUCCUCCUCGAGCCGAAUCGGUAUUCAAGCCAUGGCCACCGUUGAGCUCCUGAUUUUCGUCGAUUUCGCCACCUACACACUUUUCGGCGCCGAUAUUGCCCGAAUUGCCGAAUACAAGGCACUUUUUAUUAAGGGAGUCAGCUCCAUUUUUGCCACCAACGCAGAUCCAACCGUCACUCUGCAGAUUGUCACAAUGAUUGUUAUAACGUCUCCCGCCGACCAACCGUUCGUCGAAAAUAAUAAAGCCGGUGGGGUGAUAGUUUCAUUGGAGGGAAUUUUCUUCGACUUUAAUACCUACCUCGUCGCUAACGCCGCUAAUCACCCCGGUUACGACGUGGCCGCCUUAAUGACCGCGGAGGCCGUCGGGCCUGAGGAGCCGAUCGGGAUUGCCUUCGUGGGCGGAGGGUGCAACCCCCUCUAUAAAGGGACCGUCAGUCAGGAUCGUUUCGCCAGUUUUAUCGGAGUCCGUCUCCUCGCCCAUGAACUUGGACACAAGUUGGGGUCCGACCAUGACGGCGAGUUGGGCGGGGCCGCCUGUUCACAACAAGACCGCUACAUUAUGCAUCCCGUCAUAGGUCCGCUCGGUGGGGAAAAUCGGUUCCGGUUUAGCGAAUGUAGUAAAAGAAUGAUGCAAAAUUUCUUAAGUCUACCCCGAGCGUCCUGCCUUUCCACAAAGAAUUUUCUCGGAACGCCCUGGAGCUCGCCGCCCAACUUGCCAGGAGAUUUGGUCGACUUGAACGCCAUCUGUAGGAACGUUAUCGGCAGACCGAAUGCCGCCGUGGAUCCGACCGCGAGACCAGAUCAACUUUGUUCCAAUGUGCGGUGCCAGUGGGUCGCGCCUUGCAACCCGCCCAUCGACAUGGCUAGCUGUACUAUGACGACAGAUUUAGGAACUCCCGGGCCAGAUGGGGCUCCCUGUGGGGCAAAUGGGAAAUGUCAACUGGGCAGAUGUGUCGGGGUCGAGGGUCCUGUACAGCCCCCUCCAGUCCCGUUUACCUGCAAGGUCGAGGGCACCUUUAAGCACGACAAUUGUCGCCAAUACUACAGAUGUGUCAAAAUUGGGGCAUCUUUAUACACCUAUGUUAUGACCUGUCCAAGUGGAUCCUACUUUAACGCUGGUACGAGUAAAUGUGUUCUCGGAAAUUGUUAAUAGAACAAUACAUUAUUCAGAUCCGGAGUCGCUACUAAAAUUAGAAUUUAUUAUCAUAGUUAAUAGUUGAGUAAUAAGUGGAACAAAUAUCUUA